AUGACUUGCCCCUACGCCCGAUUUCUCGAACGUGACGAAGAACCAACAGCUGCAACAGCUAAAUUAACAAUAAAUGGUUCUUCUGAUAACGAUGCACUUGCAGAAAUUUUAUCAUUGACUGGUUAUGGCACAUCAAGUUCAGUUAAACCUGAACUGAAACGUUUACCAUCAAGUGAUGAAUUAGUAACAUAUGGGAACUAUUUAAAAUUAGAUCGAUUACUUAAUUCACAAGUUUUAUUAAGUGCUCAAAAUGAUCAAAAUAAAAAUCCUGUUCAUGAUGAACAUUUAUUUAUGAUCAUUCAUCAAACUUUUGAACUUUGGUUUAAACAAAUUUUAUGGGAAAUUGAUUCUCUUCGUGAUAUAUUUGGCAAUAAAUCCAUUGAUGAAAGUCAUAUGUUUGUAUCGAUUAAUCGUCUUCAACGUUGUGUGCAAAUAUGGCGUUUACUAUGCGAUCAAAUAAUUAUAUUGGAAACGAUGACACCAUUAGAUUUUAUGGAAUUUCGUUCAUAUCUUUCACCAGCUAGUGGUUUUCAAAGUUUACAAUUUCGAUUAAUUGAGAAUAGAUUAGGUUUACCAGAAAAAUCGCGUGUUCUCUACAAUCAAAUCUCGUAUAAAAAUGCUUUUCCAAGCUCAAAUGAACAAACGGAUUUAACCAAUUCAUUAGAAGAACCAACAUUACUUGUACUUAUUGAACAAUGGCUUGAACGAACACCAGGUCUUGAAGAUUCAACUUUUAAUUUUUGGGAACGUUACAAACGAGCCGUAGCUCAAUAUAUUAACUAUCUUCAAACAAAUGCUCAGGAUGAACCAAAUCCAACAGCUCGUGAAGCAGCAUUAGAGGAUGUAAAAAAAACGGCGGAUACAUUUCGUUCGUUUAUUGAUGAAAAAUUUCAUCAACAACUCCUAGCUAGAUCAGAACGACGUAUGAGUCAUAAAGCUCUACAAGGUGCUCUGAUGAUUAUGCUCUAUAGAGAACAACCACGUUUUCAAGGUCCUUAUCAAGUUUUAUCCUUACUAAUGGAUAUUGACGCAUUAAUAACAAAAUGGCGAUACAAUCAUUUAAUACUUGUCCAACGACAAAUUGGUAAUAAACAAGGUACAGGUGGUUCAGCUGGUUAUAGUUAUUUACGAUCAACUUGCAGUGAUCGUUAUAAAGUUUUUAUUGAUUUGUUUAAUCUCGCAUCAUUUCUUAUUCCUCGUGAAUUUCUACCAAAAUUAACUACAGAAAUGAAAAUGCGUUUAGCUAUUGCUAAUAUUGAUCCUUCGAAAUUUGACAAUGAAGACGAUCAAGAUUUACAUCGAUCAAUAUCAAAAAGAAAUGGAAAAGACAAUAACGAACAUUGUUUUAUGUCGGAUCAUGAAUUUCAUCCAGUAACUGAUUAA
Rotaria socialis is the source of this 1383-nucleotide messenger RNA. The record is from the annotation of a GenBank genome assembly. NCBI's taxonomy places the organism in Eukaryota, Metazoa, Rotifera, Eurotatoria, Philodinida, Philodinidae.